AUGGGCGCCGCUGGAUCGAUCGAGACCACGCCGUACGACGAGGCGAAGUUCCUGCAGUCGAAGGCCGUCAUGGAGUCUGCUGCCGAGGACGCCGACAAGUUUGCCAAGUUGAAGUCCAUUUGGGCUAACGGUACCCCUCCUGCUGCUGCAGCUCCAGCCACCGAUGCUGCUCCUGCUGCGGACGCCCACCGUAAGAGCGUUAAGGAGCUGCCGACGGCCGCCGCCCACGAGGGCCACAAGGAGAACGGCCAUGCUCACGAGGAGAACGGCCACCACGCUCACGGGGAGAACGGGGAGAAUGGCCACGCUCACAAGGAGGGUGAUCACCAUCACAAGGAGGAUGGCCAUGCCCACAAGGAGGGCGAUCACCACCACGAUCACGCUCACAAGGACGGAGAACACCACCACAAGGAAGGAGAGCACCAUGGCGAUCACCACCACAAGGACGAUCACCAUGACCACAAGAAGGAGGAGACUCACGCUCACAAGGAGGAAGCACACAAGGAGGAGGCACACGCCCCUAAGGAAGAUGGCCACGCGGAAGCGCCGAAAGAGGCCCUGAAGGUCCCGUCAGCCUCGGCAUCCACGAGCAAACUGCCCGGCGCCCCGUCAGAGCACCAUGACGAGAAGCUUUCCAAGGAAGCAUAA
Messenger RNA from Phytophthora sojae, 648 nucleotides. RefSeq lists its product as hypothetical. The transcript has a single exon. Bases 1 to 648 code for a protein of 215 amino acids. NCBI's taxonomy places the organism in Eukaryota, Oomycota, Peronosporomycetes, Peronosporales, Peronosporaceae. The record is from RefSeq and is a predicted model, not a curated record.